UGCUCUACAAAUAGCCGUCUGCGAACUUUUCAGUUAGCUUAGUACAUAUUCGUAAAUAUUCAUGAAUGUCUACUUAAACAUAUUUAAUAUCUACAUAACAAAUACAUAAGCGAAAUGAAGAAAAAUUUUUGGCUUAAAACUUGUUUAAGACGAACUUUUAAACAAAAGAGUUAGUCCGCCUUUGUUAUUACAAGAAGAAAGUUUUCAUAAUGAAAUAUAAAAAAACUUGCUUGACAUUACUAACCUUAAGUAUAUGUGUAGGCUGGGGAAAUGGAGCUAAUCUGUUGAAUAGUUACUUACCAGCGUGUAUGCAAGUUUUAGCUUAUUAUUUGGAUCAUUUGCAAUAUGAGCCCUUUUCAAUGACUACAGUACGAGAUGGUGCAACAAACAAUAAUGACUCAUAUCUUCCUACUACGACAAUGUCGCUAACUUCCACGAGCAGUUCCGGUUUAUGGUCGGUUUCCAACUGGGGAAAUCAAGUGACUUCCUCCACGACGAAAAUGCCAUCGCUUCAAGAUAUUUACAUAAAGUUCAAUAAUUCUUACUCUUCUGAUACCACAAAAUCACCAAUUUCUACCACCACCACUUUUGGGGUAUGGGCCAUUCCUCAAUGGUGGACACACGCAACUACACCAAAGGAACCGUCAUCAUCAAUUCCUACGCGGUUCCACAAACCUGCUUUGUUUGCUCCGUUUAAAAAGUGGUAUAAAAUGAAGUUCGAUAAUGUUGAAUCGAACUGGGAAAGAUUUAAUACAUUGCCUUUAUCACUGAUACGUGAUAUAGAAACUGAUGCUAAAUCCGAGCACCCGGCAAAUAUCUUGGAAUCUAUAGAUAAUUUUCUGCGUUUGUAUGAUGAUAACUAUGGACGAGUGAUCGUCAGUUCGCACACAUCGACGGAUCCUUGGUCUGCAUUAUCGAAUGCUGGCAAAAAACGUGAGCCUCCUGCAAGGCCUUAUAUGGAGUUUCUGCUUGUUUACGAUGUCCUGAAGCGAGAUGCUAAAACUUUGAAUUUAAGUAAAUACGAGGGUUAUUCAGAGGACUUGCUUAAUGAAUUGCAAAAAGUCUCUAAUAUAUCAUCAGCCCGACAAUUGCAUGUAUUAUUUAAGCGCCUGCUGGAACGUGGGGACGUGAAACGUAUUGAUACCAUAACCCGUGUCGAAGCCCUUAUUAACGAAUUAAAUAAUCCCAACAGCGACACGGCUAAAGCUCUGCGUUUUAUACCGGCAAUGCCGUUUUUAGCCUAAGUAUAUAAAAAAUAAAAAGGAUAACAACAUC
Molecule: messenger RNA, 1275 nt
Organism: Glossina fuscipes
Lineage: Eukaryota; Metazoa; Arthropoda; Insecta; Diptera; Glossinidae
Gene: ImpE3
Exons: 1
Coding region: 210-1244 (344 amino acids)
Source: RefSeq, a predicted model, not a curated record